Molecule: messenger RNA, 780 nt
Organism: Cokeromyces recurvatus
Lineage: Eukaryota; Fungi; Mucoromycota; Mucoromycetes; Mucorales; Mucoraceae
Exons: 1
Coding region: 170-667 (165 amino acids)
Source: RefSeq, a predicted model, not a curated record
GGGUGGGGGUAGGGUCAGACAUAAUUGUGUAUACAAGGACAACAAUUUACAUACUGAUUGACUACAAAAGAAAAAAAAAAGUAAUAUAAACCACACGUCUUUCCUUCUAUACUCCUUUUCUUUUACUAUUCUUUCUUUCUUUCUCUUUAUUCUUAUUCUUGCUUGUAAUAUGGUAGGAACAAAUAAGGUAGAUGAAAAUAACCCACCAAGAAAGAAAACGGUUUUGCAUUUGGUUUAUCCAUGUUAUAUAUGUUGUAGUGGACAUAAUAAUAAUAACUACGUUGCUUAUGGUGUAGCUGCUAGAACUAUUAAUCACGUAAGGGAAGAGCAUGGCUAUUAUCUUCCUAGUCGUCGUAAAAGUGUUCGUCGACCUAAGAAUGAUAUAUAUGAUUAUCAAACUAAUAUGAAGAUGCAUUGGGAUGAACAACAGUAUGCUUGUACAAGUUGUUGGUAUCAUACUGACAACUUGUAUAAUUUAAUAGAACAUGUUAAAGUGAAACAUACUCCAUCAAGAUAUAAUAAUCAAGAAUAUGAUACACAUGAUCAUACGAAUGAAGUUCCCUUUGUUUAUACGGGUGAUCGUUUUGAACAAAAGACAGUGAAUACUAUUUUUAAACAAAUGAAUGACAUUACUGCUUUAUUUAAAGAUAUUCUUAAAAUGUCAUAAAUAAUAAAUAUUUAAAUUUGCGGUUUUUGAGUUGCUAAAAGUUCUUGCAUACGUUGUUGAGUCUAUACAAGAAGCUGUUAAUAUCAAUUCUACACAAGCAUAUAUGUAUGUAU